This is a messenger RNA of Aspergillus puulaauensis, 1566 nucleotides long. Its product is annotated as CoA-acylating methylmalonate-semialdehyde dehydrogenase. Gene Ontology annotation, biological process: thymine catabolic process; L-valine catabolic process. The transcript has 2 exons. Gene Ontology annotation, molecular function: methylmalonate-semialdehyde dehydrogenase (acylating, NAD+) activity; malonate-semialdehyde dehydrogenase (acetylating, [NAD(P)+]) activity. The coding region runs from base 1 to 1566 and encodes 521 amino acids. The record is from RefSeq and is a predicted model, not a curated record. Gene Ontology annotation, cellular component: mitochondrion. Lineage: Eukaryota; Fungi; Ascomycota; Eurotiomycetes; Eurotiales; Aspergillaceae.
AUGGCGUCCAAUGCAGGCACUGCUUCAACAGGCCCAACAGUGCAAAUGAACCAUGACCGUAUCGAGUCUCCUGCCGAUACGCCCAACUUCAUUGAUAACGAGUUCCGGUCCUCCCAGACUACCACGUGGAUUCCAGUCCAUGAUCCGGCAACGAACAAUCUCGUCACGCGCGUCCCCCAGUCCACACCAGAGGAACUCGCUGCAGCAGUUACCUCCGCUCAGAAUGCAUUUCCGGCAUGGCGGACAACCAGUAUUAUUGCCCGACAGCAGAUAAUGUUUCGCUUUACGCAUCUCAUCAAAGAAAACUGGGACCGCCUUGCUGCAUCGAUCACACUGGAGCAAGGCAAAACCUUCAAGGAUGCUCGAGGGGACGUCCUCCGUGGACUUCAAGUAGCUGAAACAGCUUGUGGUAUUACCACUCAGCUUCCAGGAGAGGUCCUCGAAGUUGCUCGAGAUACGGAGACCAGAAGUUACCGAGAACCUCUUGGUGUUGUUGCUGCUAUUUGUCCAUUCAAUUUCCCUGCUAUGAUUCCCCUCUGGUGUAUUCCGAUUGCUGUUGUGACCGGGAAUAUGAUGGUUUUGAAGCCAUCUGAAAGAGAUCCCGGUGCUGCUUUGAUUCUUGCUGAACUUGCGAGAGCGGCAGGUUUCCCCAAGGGUGUUUUGAAUAUAAUCCAUGGGUCUGUGGACACUGUGAACUUCAUUCUUGAUGAGCCUGCCAUUCGCGCAAUUAGUUUCGUUGGUAGCAAUCGUGCUGGAGAGUAUAUCUACUCUAGAGGCUCAGCCAAUGGAAAGCGGGUGCAAACCAAUCUCGGUGCGAAAAUCCAUGCUGUGCUUCUGCCAGAUGCAGACAAGAACGCCGCUCUGGACGCUAUCGUCGGUGCUGCAUUCGGGGCCGCAGGGCAGCGGUGUAUGGCGCUGAGUGUACUUGUUGUAGUCGGCGACGACGCUGAUUAUAUCCCUGCUCUGAUUGAAAAGGCACGAGGUCUGGUGGUGUCUGCUGGCUUUGAGAAGAAUGUCGACGUCGGUCCGGUGAUCAGCCCUGAACGCAAGGCGAAGAUUGAAUCGCUCAUCGCGAGUGGUGGACGUGAGGGUGCCACUAUUGCUUUGGACGGCCGAGGGUACAAAUCAGAGAACUACCCCAAUGGAAACUUCGUGGCACCUACGAUUCUAACCAAUGUCACAACAAAUAUGGAAUGUUACAGAGAAGAGAUAUUCGGCCCUGUUCUGGUUUGCCUUUCUGUGAAGACCCUCGAAGAAGCCAUCCAGCUUGUCAACGCAAAUGAGUAUGGCAAUGGGGUGAGUGUCUUCACCAAGUCCGGGGUCUCCGCUGCCUGUUUCCAAAAGAAUAUUGAGGCAGGACAGGUCGGUAUCAAUGUUCCAAUCCCGGUCCCACUUCCUAUGUUCUCCUUCACUGGAAAUAAGAAGAGCGUCGCGGGUGGGGGAGCAAAUACAUUCUAUGGAAAGCCUGGGCUGGCUUUCUACACCCAGCAGAAAACUGUGACUAGUCUUUGGCGCCGAGAGAACACUGAUACUGACAAGCAAGUUGCUAUGCCGUCUCAUCUAUAA